Molecule: messenger RNA, 1910 nt
Organism: Astyanax mexicanus (Mexican tetra)
Lineage: Eukaryota; Metazoa; Chordata; Actinopteri; Characiformes; Acestrorhamphidae
Product: zinc finger protein 585A-like
Exons: 2
Coding region: 208-1263 (351 amino acids)
Biological process (GO): regulation of transcription by RNA polymerase II
Cellular component (GO): nucleus
Molecular function (GO): RNA polymerase II cis-regulatory region sequence-specific DNA binding; DNA-binding transcription activator activity, RNA polymerase II-specific
Source: RefSeq, a predicted model, not a curated record
CUGAGCUUCCGGGGUCUGUAGCUGGAGAGGAGGAAGAGAGGGAUCAGCUGAACUACAGAAGAAAUUAAAAUAUUUUCCUGAAAUUCAUCACCAACAACCAGGAUAUUUAACUAAGAGCAAAGGUAAACUGCUGAAAGAGGUGAAGCAAAAGCCAUCCAGAAGAAUCUCCAGAACACGCAAAAAUUGUUUGCUACAUUUAAAAGACAAAUGAAGCCAAGUCCCGACAUGGAGAAACAUCAGCACUCUGUCAAGAGUUUUACUCAACAGAGUGAUCUCAAAAAACACCAGUGCAUUCACACAGGAGAGAAACCAUAUCACUGCUCAGACUGUGGGAAGAUUUUUACUACCCAGAGUGAUCUCAAACAACAUCAGCGCAUUCACACAGGAGAGAAACCGUAUCACUGCUCAGACUGUAGGAAGAGUUUUAUUACACAGAGUAAACUUAAAAUACACCAGCGCAUUCACACAGGAGAGAAACCGUAUCACUGCUCAGACUGUGGGAAGAGUUUUACUAUACAGAGUAAUCUCAAAAAUCACCAGCGCAUUCACACAGGAGAGAAACCGUAUUACUGCUCAGACUGUGGGAACAGUUUUACUCAACAGAGUAAUCUCAAAAUGCAUCAGCGCAUUCACACAGGAGAGAAACCGUAUCACUGCUCAGACUGUGGGAAGAGUUUUACUGAACAGAGUGCUCUCAAAAUACACCAGCGCAUUCACACAGGAGAGAAACCGCAUCACUGCUCAGACUGUGGGAAGAGUUUUAAUCAACAGAGUUAUCUCCAACAAAACCAGCGCAUUCACACAGGAGAGAAACCGCAUCACUGCUCGGACUGUGGGAAGAGUUUUACUAAACAGAGUCAUCUCAAACUGCAUCAGCGCAUUCACACAGGAGAGAAACCGUAUCACUGCUCAGACUGUGGGAAGAGUUUUAAUCAACAGAGUACUCUCAAAAUACAUCAGCGCAUUCACACAGGAGAGAAACCUUAUUACUGCUCAGACUGUGGGAAGAGUUUUAAUCAACUGGAGACUGUCAAACGGCAUCAGCGCAUUCACACAGGAGAGAAACCGCAUCACUGCUCAGACUGUGGGAAGAGUUUUAAUCAACAGUGUAAUCUCAAAAGUCACCAGCGCAUUCACACAGGAGAGAAACCGUAUCACUGCUCAGACUGUGGGAAGAGUUUUACUAAACAGAGUCAUCUCAAAAAACAUCAGCGCAUUCACACAGGAGAGAAAAAUUUCCCAAAUUUGUCCCAUGGCAAUUAAAAGCGCAAAUCAUAAAUUCCACCAGAAACAAAUAUGAACUGUAUUUAACAAUGGAUUUUACAGGUUCAGCAAAACUAUUCUUAUCCAGGGAUGAUGUGUAUAGAAUUCCAUGUUAUGUUUUUAUGUCUUUUAAGUUUGAAUAUUCCAGGACAUUCUUUGUGAGACAGACUGUUUUUAGGUUAGUUACUGUUGCGCAGUAAGGUUACAGGCUCAUUCACUCCCUCUGCUGGUGUUCUUGUUUGUCUAUGGUUCAGUCCAAUUAAAAAUCUGUUACUAUAGAGCAUAGGUUGGCAAUAGGCGGCCCGCGGGCCAGAUGAGGCCCGCAAGCAAGAAACAUCUGGCCCGUGAGGUUGAACUAUAAUGAAAAAAAAAUCGGACUGUCCGUCUCAAAAAUGCUCUUUAUUUAGAAACUUAAUUUUCCAAAACAGAAAAAUUUAUUAAAGAUUUUUGAUAGAGCCACGGGCUGUUAGAUAACUGCUAGCUUCUUUAUUCUGUUAUUUUUUUUUAAUUCGUUUGUUUUUUUUUAUUUAACAAACAGGUAUAUCAUUAAUAGCGCCCCCAAUGGUCAGUCCACAGAUUUCACCCACAUCAGCCCACUUGAAUGUCUGCUUGUCAUUUUAAGAGCGCCCUCCCGCCACCGCGCCCGC